CCUUCUCACCCACAUUAACGACACGCGCAACGACACGAUGCAAGACGUAAACACCACUUUCACUCGCCUGUUAGGUAUCCGAGUGCCGGUCGUCUGCGCCGCGAUGGCGUUCGCGACGUCCGCCAAACUCGCGGUGGAAGUCACCCGUGGGGGAGGAUUCGGUUUCAUCGGGGAAGCAUUCGCGACGCCCGACACACUCCGGGCGGACCUCGCGUUCGCGCGCGACAGCUUCCCCGAGCGCGGGGACGCGCCCCUCCCUAUCGGGGUCGGCUUCAUCGGGUGGCUCCUAGACGCGAACGAGGCGCAGUCGAAGGAGCUCAUCGACAUCGCGCUCGAGAGCGGGGUGCAGGCGCUCUGGCUCGCCUUCGGGGUCGACCUCCAGCGCUGGGUGCACUACAUCCGCACCUCGCCCGCGGCCGCCCGCGCGCCGCACAAGCCACUCCUCUUCGUGCAGGCAACUUCGCUCGCGGAGGCGCUCAUCGCCGCGAACGAGUGGAAGGUCGACGUGAUUAUAGCUCAAGGGAACGAAGCAGGCGGUCACGGGGGCCGCGCGGCUCCCAGCACCAUGGUCAUCCUCUCCGAAAUCCUCGCUGCGCUGCCGCCCGCGGGCGCGCCGCCAGUACUUGCCGCCGGGGGCAUCGCGCACGGAUCUCAGGCCGCGGCGUACCUCACCGCCGGGGCGGCCGGGGUCGUGCUCGGGACGCGCUUCGCGCUCACGCCCGAGAGCCCGUACCCGGAGCUCAACAAGGCGGCGAUCCAGGGCGCGAAGGGCGCGGACACGGUGCGCACGAACGCGCUCGACUAUGCGUGGGGCAUCUAUUCCUGGCCCGGGUGGAUCGACGGGCGCGGCAUCCGCACCGGGAUCGUGGACGACGUCGACGCGGGCGUGGACCACAAGGUCGUGCAGGACCGCCAUGCCAAGGCGGCGGCGGCGGGCGACGCGAGCUACAUGGUGACCUGGUGCGGCCAGGGUGUGUCGCUCGUCAACGAGAGAAAGCCCGCGAAGGAAGUGGUGGAGGAGCUGCACGCGGACAUCGUACGCUCGCUGCAGAGGGGGCAGACGCUUCUUGCCUGAGGGCCGGGUCCGCUUGUCCAUACGGAAGUUAUCGCGUUCGCAAAUGCAGAACAUGUAGCGGACUUAACUGCCCAAAACCUCGUCCACAUCCUCUGUCACGCCCCCGAUUGGGAGCGGAUCGCACAGGCAUUUGGCCUCCCAGGAACCCAGAAUUUCGCAGCAGUUUGCGCACGGCGAACCUCCGACUCGGGCUCUGUGACGUCGCAUCUUCCAGGAGGCCCGGGGGGCGUUCCCCGCGGCCGGGGGUGGCACUAAACUUAUUACGUCCCCGCGCCGUCCGAAUCCGUCCACGUCUGCACAGAUGUGCCCGGCGGUGCCAGAUGUGGGCCUGGGCGUGCGCGUUCGCGUGCUUCGACUCCCGCGGACGCGCCGACUUUGCACUUCGCGGCGACGGGCUAGCUAAAGUGACGCGUGCAGCAGGCUAUUCGCGGUCGCCACCCGCGCCCUUCUCCAUUCAGUGCCACCGGCGAGUGAUCCGUACUGCGCCUGCGAAACGUCGUGGGUCGGAGUCGGGCCACACGCUGGGCUGCGAGCGCACUCGCGUGACCGGGGCGUCGCGCGAGUGCGGCACAGCGAGCCGGACGGUGCGUCGUC
Trametes versicolor FP-101664 SS1 is the source of this 1669-nucleotide messenger RNA. Its product is annotated as NPD-domain-containing protein. The record is from RefSeq and is a predicted model, not a curated record. NCBI's taxonomy places the organism in Eukaryota, Fungi, Basidiomycota, Agaricomycetes, Polyporales, Polyporaceae. Bases 104 to 1075 code for a protein of 323 amino acids. Gene Ontology annotation, molecular function: nitronate monooxygenase activity. The transcript has 6 exons.